Messenger RNA from Rhopilema esculentum, 2618 nucleotides. NCBI's taxonomy places the organism in Eukaryota, Metazoa, Cnidaria, Scyphozoa, Rhizostomeae, Rhizostomatidae. The record is from RefSeq and is a predicted model, not a curated record.
UUUAACGCAUCAAUAGAAUGUAAUGGUAAAUGGUUUCUAAUGAUCUUUGAGAUUACUCAUCUCUUCGUAUUCGAAUUUAUUGAUUGUUUUUUGAUUUACUUCAGAGCCCCAACCUGCAGAGGAGAUACCAGAUCUUCUCUUUGAGGAGGAUGAAGAAGAUCCUUCGGUUGUAUUGGAACCUCCAAUAUCUUUCUCUUCAUCUACUCCAAUUGACGUAAACCAGGGGUCGUCUGGUACGUUAUGUUUCAUUUUUUUUCAAUAUGCACAUUUUCUGUUUUCUUUUCAUGGAGCGCUAAAACCUACUGCUUUCAAAAUAUUGAGCAGAUGAAGGUGUCAUCAUUUCCACCUAUUUUUGCAAUUCUUUCAGAUCCAUCAGAGAAGCCGAAGCAGGAACUGCCUGUUUAUAAGGAAGAGGCAAGCGCAUGGAAUAACAAUGUCAUUCAAGAAAAAGAAAAGUCAUUGUCAAUCAAUUACUGGAAUAUUCCAACAUCAAUCAAACUUGUGCCACAAGGUGACGAAGGUUCAUCGGAACAAUUCGCAGGUGGCUCUCUCGAGAAGCAAUAUCCGUCAGGUAUUAUCAGAAGCCAUUUUAUGUUUAGUCUAUCAAAGAAAUUUCGACUCUCGAAUUGUAUCCUCUGAAAGGCAAAAUUACUAAAAUGUAAACAAAACUCCUGAUUGGCUGAAACAGUUCCCCUUACUAGAGUUAUGAUAUAGAUAUUUGCUCGCUUGGACUCUUCAAUUUGACUUUCAUGAUAAAUCGACGCUAUAACCAUUAGUUAAAUAUAUAUUUAAAGAGAAAACAGUUGGUUCAAUCGGUCUAGAGUAUUUCUAUUUAGCAUGAAAAUUUAAGCAGAAAACGAGAAAGGAAAUCUUGACUAUGGUCUCACUCUGUUUGCAGGGAAUAACGCUGCUUCAUCGAAGAAACUCGGUCCCUACUACAAUGUGGUACUAUCCAGAACUGGUAUUUCUGUGUAUGAUGAAGAAGCUGAAAAGCUUAAAACAAACUGCAACCAAUUUGUGAAAUUGCUUGAGGAAAUCGAAUGUUCUUUCAACUAUUUUGACGAUGGAUUCAAACGAAUAGAAUCGCGGCUGCAUGGUGCAGGAAAGCAGCGAAUGGAAAAGGAAGAUGUCGUCCAUGAAAACAAACGGCUGGCUUUAUUGAACGAAGAGCUCUGUAAAAAAGUGGAAGUUUUAAGCAAGCAACUUGAACAGGAAGUCAACAUGCAGAAAGGUAUGAGAGAAUAUCAAUUUAACCUGGAGACCGACAAUGACCAGCUUCGUUUGCAAGCCGAUAAGCUUAUGAAGGAUAAAAACAAAGACGAAGUUUUACUUGGGCUUCUCGAAAAAGAAAAUGAGGAGCUAUUGGUCAAGUCUUUCAGAUUAAAUGAAUUGGAAAUUCAAGAGAAGAAAACACAAGAAGAGAUGGAAAAAUGUUUGACUGAGCUUUCAAAGAUCGAAGACAUUGUCAAGCAAAAGGAUGAGGAGAGAACACAUCUAGAAGAAGGAAUAUUUCAGCUACAAAAGAAGUGGGAAACAGAACACUCAAGGCUAUUGGAGGCACAAGAAGAAAAUGACAGUUUAAUAUCUAAAAUUUCCGAUUAUCGCGUCAAGUUGGAUCACCUUGAAAGAGAACAUCAACUGACUCAAGAGGUGUCCAAAGAGCAACGUGGAACAAUUUCGUCUUUAAACUUAAGAAAAGCUGAUCUUUCAGUUGAGAUUGAUAGUUUGAAAUUUCGUCUAAGAAGCUUUGUGAAUUUGGAAGAGCAGAAUGAGUCGCUAAAUGAAGAGCUACGAAAAGCAAAGAACAAUUUACGUGCAAUGGAGAAUGUGUACACGGUUUCAAUGGCCGAUGCGAUAAAGUUUCGCGGCAAAUAUGAUGAGGCAUGUUAUGAGCUUGAAGGGCUCCAAGCAACGAUUGAUUUGCUAUCGACUGAGAAAAAGGAACUGAGUGAAAAAUGUGACAGAUUGGAAAAUGCAAUGACUAGAGAAUUGUUUGAGCAUGAAGGAACUUUGAAAAGUACUGACGGGAAAACCAAGGCACUUGAAUCAAACUUGAAUUUGAAAAAUGUGCCAGAAGAUAGCAGCUUUUGGGGAAAUGAAGCCAAGAGAAGCGAAGAUUAUAAAACUAAUUUUGAUUAAGGACCAAAAAUUGAACCAAACAAAAUUGACCAUUUCAUAAUGGUGGUAGUAGCUUAAUUUGGUAUGACUAAACUAAAAAUGUAAAAAGCAAAUUGAUUUAUUUAAUGAACAUUGUUGAACAAAUAGAGUCAACAGUAUUGUGAUAAUAUGAAUUUUGUAGUAGAGAAAAUCAUGGCAUAUGAGGGUUUAUCUAUAUUUUCUAUGCCUGUGUAUUUGUUCAGAGUAUUCUUGAAGGCAAAAAACGGAAUUGAUAAACAGAAACUUUCUAUCAUUAUGGCCAAAGAUUCUUUUGGUUGGGUGUUGACAUAUCUACUUGUGGCUGAAAAAGAAAUUAAGAUGAUAUUUUUCAUUUAUAAUACGGGUGGCUUCAUUUAUAAUAUCAUCUUGAAAAGACAGUAUUUGACAAUCUCAUCAAGGUUAGGCCUAUCUGUGCAAUGAUUGAUGACUGCCAACCAAAGCAGAAAGUAAGGAUUUCCCAA